UUGUGUUUUUUCAGGGCUAAUCGAUUUUCUGCGCUUUAUGGUGAACUUGUUGUUCAGAGUAAAACCCAAGCUUAGAUUAGCCGUCAGUGUUGUGCGAAGUUUUUCGAAAAUGUCGGGCGACCUUGGAAAAUUGGAGAACCGAGAGGAGGCAUUGGCGCCUUUGUUCGAGUCCGGUUGGAGACUGGUUGAUGACAGAGAUGCCAUUAAAAAGACGCUCACUUUCAAGAACUUUAACCAAGCAUUUGGAUUCAUGACACAUGUGGCGAUGCUGGCGGAGAAAAUGGAUCAUCAUCCGGAGUGGUUCAAUGUUUACAACCGAGUAGAAAUUACGUUGUCUUCCCACGAUGUCAAUGGACUGAGUGGCAGAGACGUCCGAAUGGCAAAAUUCAUUGAUUUUUCUGCUGGUCGAAUUUUACCCAAAGAAUGAUUGCAACAUAAGCUAUGACUGCUAACGCGUUGAUCGGAUCGUACUCCAGGGCUAAUAUCCUUUUCUUUGGCGAAGUAACUCGGGAAUCAACAGUUUUCUUCAUAUUUUUGGUGCCAAUGAACGGCGUUUUUGCUUUUACUCUCUUUCAUUGGGUUGAUGAGAGAAUAAUACAAGCAAGUUCAUUUGUUGCUUUUCAAAGAUUUUCUCGGUGGAUUGAAAAUCUCAAACUUUGUGAAUCUCGGUUAUGGAAUGAUCAGCUAAUGGUGUUGGGUUUGCUGCUUCUAUUCCAUGAAUGUGCAAUUUUGUGUGGCCUGAAAGCCUCAGAAGUCUUCUGGAACAUUUUUUGUGAUUUUUCUGGUGGGUGGAAAAAAUUGGGAUGUGUACGGUGUCAUCAAAUGAGGCCUACCAUGUGUUGAGAUAAAGUAUUUCAAAAAUGA
Molecule: messenger RNA, 864 nt
Organism: Notodromas monacha
Lineage: Eukaryota; Metazoa; Arthropoda; Ostracoda; Podocopida; Cyprididae
Source: the annotation of a GenBank genome assembly